AUGAUCAGUUUGGCAAGAACAGCCCUUCGCGCGCGCGGUGUCGCUCCAAGAGCAGCCACCCUGCGCCAUGCUGCUCCGCUUCGAUUCAAGUCGACCACCUCGCUGUCACACGAUCCCAUGACGGGUGAAGCGACUGGCACCAAAAACCUCGACGCUUCUUCCCUCGUCGUAACCCGAUCGAACGCUCCUCGAACUCCACCUCCUUCGCAGAGCCUUGUGUUCGGCGCCAACUUCAGCGACCACAUGCUCUCUGUCCCCUGGAACAGCGCCACCGGCUGGGACGCACCUAAGAUCCACCCUUACUCGCCGCUCCAGCUCGACCCGAGUGCCGUCAUCUUCCACUAUGCUCCCUCGCUCUUCGAGGGCAUGAAGGCGUACAAGGACGUCAAUGGCAAGGUGCGCCUUUUCAGACCAGACAUGAACAUGAAGCGUAUGAACACCUCGGCGGCUCGUAUUGCACUGCCCACGUUUGAGGGCGAAGAGCUCAUCUCGCUCAUCAAGAAGCUCGUUGCGCUGGAUAAAGGCUGGAUCCCUUCCGAGCCGGGCCACUCGCUCUACAUCCGCCCGGCACUGAUUGGUACCGAAGCGGCGCUGGGUGUGCACCCGACCAAGGACGCACUUCUCUUUGUCAUCUGCUCGCCCGUGGGACCGUACUACAAGACCGGAUUCAAGCCUGUGGCGCUUGAGGCGGAUCCGAACAAGGUGCGUGCCUGGCCCGGCGGUACAGGCCAGUACAAGCUCGGAGGCAACUACGCCCCGGGCAUUCUGCCGCAGCUCGAAGCGGCUGGUCGCGGGUACCAGCAGAACUUGUGGCUGUUCGGCGAAGAGCACCUGCUCACGGAGGUGGGCACCAUGAACCUCUUUGUUGCGCUCAAGAAGGGGGACGGCAUCGAGCUCGUUACUCCCCCGCUCAAUGGUAUGAUCCUGCCAGGUGUCACGCGCGACUCGAUCCUGCACAUUGCAAAGGACCAUGUCAGCGGCAAGUACCCCAUCGACUCGCUGCCGUCCAACUUGACCGUCUCGGAGCGCGAGAUCAGCAUCCACGAGGUCAUCAAGGCCGAGCAGUCCGGUGAGCUGAUCGAGAUGUUCGGCGCGGGUACGGCGGCUGUGGUCAGUCCGGUUGAUCGGGUCGGUUACCAGGGCAAGGAUAUUCAUAUUCCUGCAGGCGAUGGUAUUGGGCCGAUUGCAAAGGCGAUGCUGGAAAGGAUCACCGAUAUCCAACUCGGCAAGGUCGAGCAUGAGUGGAGUGUUGUCGUUGACGAGGUGUAG
This is a messenger RNA of Sporisorium graminicola, 1269 nucleotides long. RefSeq lists its product as uncharacterized. Bases 1 to 1269 code for a protein of 422 amino acids. The transcript has a single exon. Gene Ontology annotation, molecular function: branched-chain-amino-acid:2-oxoglutarate transaminase activity. The record is from RefSeq and is a predicted model, not a curated record. Lineage: Eukaryota; Fungi; Basidiomycota; Ustilaginomycetes; Ustilaginales; Ustilaginaceae. Gene Ontology annotation, cellular component: mitochondrion. Gene Ontology annotation, biological process: L-valine biosynthetic process; L-leucine biosynthetic process.